Molecule: messenger RNA, 1199 nt
Organism: Drosophila erecta
Lineage: Eukaryota; Metazoa; Arthropoda; Insecta; Diptera; Drosophilidae
Product: cell death-inducing p53-target protein 1
Exons: 3
Coding region: 166-558 (130 amino acids)
Molecular function (GO): zinc ion binding
Source: RefSeq, a predicted model, not a curated record
CCUUACUCCGGUAUUUCUGAACAAUACCUGUAGCGGUCACUCUGCCACGAGAAAUUUAUUAUUAUAACGUAUCGCUCUCGGUUGCAAAAUACGAGGUAACGGUCGCCUUCGAAAGAAUAUUUGUGCAGAUUUUUAACCGCCAAGUGCAUUUACUAGCCUAGCAAUAUGAGUAAACCUGGCAGUGCUCCUCCGCAGUUCACCUAUGUGCCGCCCCCUUCGGCCCCGCCCUCUUACCAGGAGGCGGUGGGCGGGGUGAAACCCGUGGGUCCAUAUACGCCAGUGGUGGCGCCCGCAACCAACGCAAAUACCACAAUUGUGACCACGGUUGUGCCCAUUAGUCGCACUUCGACGCACAUGAUCUGUCCAUCGUGCCAUGCCGAGAUCGAGACGACCACGCGCACCGAGCCCGGAAUGAUUGCCUACUUGUCCGGAUUUUUGAUUGCCCUGUUCGGUUGCUGGCUGGGAUGCUGCCUAAUACCUUGCUGCAUCGACGACUGCAUGGAUGUGCAUCACUCGUGCCCCAACUGCCGCGCAUAUUUGGGGCGAUACCGUCGAUAGGAUCGAUUGAAUGAGCAGGUCCAGCGGUUCCGUGGUGUAGAUUGAUUACUUUAAGCAAGCGUUUUUGCCUUUAUUUAUUUAAUUGUAGUAAUGUCAUUUGGAUUCCACAGCGAAGGCAGAUGGAAAGAGCCAAGGCUUCCCUUAAUCUAACGCUAACUCGCUAAAUUGCUCCGCCGUUUUUCAUUUUGGUUCGCAAAAUCCUUAAUUGUUUCGUGUAUGUUUCUGCCACGCUAAAGAUAGUAAUACAUUAAAAUAUCCAGCGCUUCGCAGACAGGACAGCCACUACAAAAACUUAAAUAAUAAAUCCGCCUUUCUACGUACCCAUAUAUGUAUGUACUACCCUGAUUACGAGCACAAAAGUCGCUUGUACGUCCAUUUUGAAGAACAGGCCCUUUAAUAUUUGCACAAAUUGUAAAUCUUUUGAAGACCAUCUUAGGUUUUUCGCACAUUGUUUGAUGAAUAAAUGGCUUAGAAUGUAGUCAAAAAGACAAAAUACAACAUAUUUUUGUAACAAAACGUAAAUGUCUUCAGCAAAAGUGCAUAUUGUGCAUACUAUGGAAGUUAAUCUCCCUAAUAAUUAAUCAUGAAAUCUAUAUAAUUGACUCUUCAUUUUUAAAUAAACUGGAAAAUGUCACCAAAGA